Messenger RNA from Drosophila novamexicana, 645 nucleotides. Its product is annotated as protein brother. Gene Ontology annotation, cellular component: nucleus; core-binding factor complex. Gene Ontology annotation, biological process: regulation of transcription by RNA polymerase II. Gene Ontology annotation, molecular function: transcription coactivator activity; sequence-specific DNA binding. Lineage: Eukaryota; Metazoa; Arthropoda; Insecta; Diptera; Drosophilidae. The coding region runs from base 1 to 645 and encodes 214 amino acids. The transcript has a single exon. The record is from RefSeq and is a predicted model, not a curated record.
AUGCAUCAUCAUCAGAAUCUUGGAGAUGCGGCUGCCUUGACGGGCAUGAUGCCGCCGUACGAGACAAUGGCUCUCUACGAGCAACCGAAGCCGCGUUUCAUAUUCAAAAUGCCACGCGUUGUGCCAAAUCAGAAAUCCAAAUACGAGUCGGAUGAGCUCUUCCGCCGACUUAGCCGGGAGAGCGAGGUGCGCUACACCGGCUACCGAGGACGGGCCAUUGACGAGCGUCGCAUGCGUUUUGUCACCGACUGCCGCAAGGGUUAUGCAGAGCUCUCAUUCGUGCCCACGGGCACCAAUCUGCAGCUGUACUUCAAUGCCAAUCAUAAUCCGUAUGCCCAGGAGCAGGAGUGCGAUUUUGACAAGGAGCGCGGCAAGGUACACUUGCGCUCCAGUUUCAUAAUGAAUGGGGUUUGUGUGCGUUUCCGUGGCUGGUUGGAUUUGGAACGUUUAGAUGGCGUCGCCUGUCUGGAUUUUGAUCAAGCACGGGCUCAGCAAGAGGAUGCACAGCUGAGCGAGCAAAUUGAGAGCUAUAAUCAACGUAUGGCCGACUCGAAGCGUAUUUAUGCGCAUACGCCGCCACAGGAUACUAUACGGCGCGGCCCACCGGGUCCGGGGCCAGUUUCUGGACCACCAAUGGGCUGGUAA